Cyphellophora attinorum is the source of this 930-nucleotide messenger RNA. Its product is annotated as putative binding protein YtlA. Gene Ontology annotation, biological process: thiamine biosynthetic process. The record is from RefSeq and is a predicted model, not a curated record. Lineage: Eukaryota; Fungi; Ascomycota; Eurotiomycetes; Chaetothyriales; Cyphellophoraceae. Bases 1 to 930 code for a protein of 309 amino acids. The transcript has a single exon.
AUGCAGACCUUCCACCUUACAGCCACCGGCUACAACAUCAAUUACCUACCACAGUACAUCGCCCAACGGCACGCAUUCUUCGCAAAGCAAAAUCUCAAUGUAGUGACCACGAUCCCUACCCCUUGGGACGGUGUACUCGACGCCCUAGCCGACGGCUCGGCGCAUAUGGCACUCGGCGGCAUCUGGGUGCCCUCCAUGUACCGCAACCGCGUGCCUCAUGACUACACCGUCUUUGCGCAGAUUGCCAAUCGGUGCCCUUUGGCCUUACUGCGUCGGACUGAUCGAGCGCACAAAUUCGACCUCAAGAAGGAUGUCGUCGGCAAGACCGUGCUGAUGAAGUCGAUCGGCGGCGCCAGCGUCGGGCUGUGGUUCAAGAUGUUGCUGCGCGAGAAUGGCGUUGAUCCUCGUGAUGUGGACUUCGUGCAGGAUCUUGAUGGCAAGAUGUUGGGAACGCUUUUCGAGGGUGGCAUGGGAGAUUUUUUGGUCACCGACUAUUUAUCUGCAAGGGCGCUUGUAGAGGGAAACCCGAAUCUGUCGAUCGCGAUGGAGAUGGUCACGCAGGGCGAGGUGCCAUGGAGUGUGUACUACCGGGAGACCGCAACCAUCACGCCAGAAAUACUAGACAUGCAGAAGCGUUUCUGCCUAGGGCUAUGUGAGGCUAUCAAGUGGGUGCUAGCGAGAGAUGCAAGCGAGUUCAGGGAUGAGUUGGCAGAGCUGUUUCCGAAGGUGCCCGUCGAAGUCGCAAUUGACGUGGUCAAUUCGUUCAGAAAGAAUGGUAUGUGGAAGUCGCCUGUCAUUCCUCGCGAGGCGUUUGACAGAUGGCAAAAGGGUCUUCGAGAUGCCCGGUUCGUCCCGGAGCCGUUGCAGUAUAACAGCAUUGUGGACGAUGGUCCCGCGAAAGCGGCGGAGAAUGAGUCUAUAGCGCUGUAG